Xyrauchen texanus (razorback sucker) is the source of this 3177-nucleotide messenger RNA. Its product is annotated as disks large-associated protein 2-like. The record is from RefSeq and is a predicted model, not a curated record. NCBI's taxonomy places the organism in Eukaryota, Metazoa, Chordata, Actinopteri, Cypriniformes, Catostomidae. Gene Ontology annotation, cellular component: postsynaptic specialization; glutamatergic synapse. The transcript is spliced from 11 exons. Bases 53 to 3097 code for a protein of 1014 amino acids. Gene Ontology annotation, biological process: signaling. Gene Ontology annotation, molecular function: molecular adaptor activity.
GUCACCAUCCCAAAAUUUCAAUGCGGAUAGUGGCAUCAUUCCAUCCAGGAACAUGAAGGGCUUAUCGGGUGGUCGCGCACCACACCAUAUUCCCACACUACCCCCGUGUGGGCUGGCGGAAUGCGAACAUCUCCACGACCUGCAUGGCAUGCAUGUGUCUAACCUGCGCCACUCCUACCUGCUCAGCCCCACGGAAACCUGUGUCAUGGACUUCCAUCACCACCUUUCCCCCCGCAGCUCCAUCCAUUCUGACUGCAUGAUCAUGUCCCCUGUGAUGUUACCUUCCACUGCCCCUGCCGACCAUAUCUCUAGCAGCACCUUCCCCAGAAUGCACUACAGCGCACAGUAUUACGACCCAGCCAUGAGGGAAGACUGCACAGCCAUCACCACCUCAGCCACAUCUGCUGCUGCAGUUGCUGCAACAUCUGCCUCUCACCACAGCAGCAGCAAGAGCAACCGCAUACCCGCCAACCUACUGGACCAGUUUGAAAAACAUCUUCCAGUUCACCGCGAUGGCUUCCACACGCUGCAGUACCAACGCACAUCUGCCACCAGUGGCGGCGAGCCGCGCAGUGAAAGUCCUGGACGUAUCCGCCACCUAGUGCAUUCCGUCCAGAAGCUCUUCACCAAGUCACACUCAUUGGAGGGAUCGUCCAAGAUGAACGGUACUAAAGGCGAGAGUGGGGGCGGAGGAAGUCUUCACCAUCACCAUGGCAAUCACCACUCAUCCAAGCACGGCAGCAAGCGCAGUAAAAGCAAGGACCGCAGGCAUCGGUCAGUUACGGGGGGACGGUGGAGUUCGGAUGAUAACCUGGACAGUGAUAGCACCUACCGCACAGCCAGUGCCAUAAGCCGCCACCAUCACGAGCACGUCGGUCACAGUUUCCCAGAAUCCAUGCACAGUCACUUUGGAGAUCACUCUCUCAAAACCUCCAAAAGCAACAAUGACGUGAAGUGCUCGGCCUGCGAGAACCUGUCCAUGGCACCUGAGGGAAAGUUAAUGAAGAGGAGUUCUUGGUCCUCUCUCACUGUCAGUCAGGCCAAAGAGGCCUAUCGAAAGUCCUUGCUUAACUUUGAGAAGACCAUGAUACAUCCGGACCUUAAACCUUCAUUCCGGUCCUCACACUACCUACAGGUGCCUCAGGAUGAAUGGGGAGGUUAUCCAGGGAUUGAGAACAAGGAGGAGAUUCCAUGUCGCCGGAUGCGUAGCAGUAGUUACGUCAAGGCCAUGGGAGAUGAUGAUAGUGGUGAGUCAGAUACCAGCCCAAAGACAUCACCUCAGACGGUUGUCCGGUCAGAUGCUCUUGUCCUCAAAUCAGCCAUGCAGAGGCCACAUGUAGACACCCAAAGCUCGGGCUACCACUUGCAAACAACAAGAGAUAUGCACCCUCACCCCAGCGUGUCUUUGGAUCCAGCAACCAACUUCAACCCUCUACAGUUUCGCUCCAGAAACCAGAGCUACAUGCGUGCAGUCAGUACCUUCAGUCAGGCAAGCUGUGUCAGCCAGGUGAGUGAGACUGAGGUCAAUGGACAGUUUGAGUCAGUUUACGAGUCCGUUUUUAGCGAAGUAGAAUCCCAGGCCGUGGAGGCCUUGGACCUGCCCGGCUCUUUCCGCACUCGAAGCCACAGUUACCUGCGUGCUAUUCAGGCGGGGUAUUCCCAAGAUGAUGACUGCUUGCCUUCAAUGACAUCUUCUACUGUCACUUCAACUAUUAGAUCCACAACAGGGAUCCAGUUUCGUCUCCCUACUACCCGUAGUGUGGAUCGAACAGAAACCACCACGCCAGCAGUGACAUACACACCUGGAUAUAAGAAGACUCCGCCACCUGUUCCACCUCAAUCCACCACUAAGCCUCUGAUUUCUGUAACAGCACAGAGCAGCACAGAGUCAAUGCAGGAUGCUUACCAAGAGGGCCGUCUGUCGCGCGUAGGGACUGGGGCACCGGACAGCCUUGGCCGGGUUCUUUACAACUCCCCUGACAACCUAGACAGUGCUAAGGCUGUGACUCAAGCAAUGGAGACUUCUGGGUCCAAGCGACUCACAUCCACAGGGAGCUAUAGCUCUGUGCAGACGUGUGAUAAGGCCAUUCUGGUGUCCAAAGCAGAGGAAUAUCUCAAGACUCCACGCUCUUCCAUCGGUAUACAGGUGGAAGCGGCCACAGAUUCUGAGACAGAUAGUAAAGGUCAACCACAGUAUCAGUCCGUGGGUGUCCAAGUAGAGGAUGAGAAACGACUUGGGCGCUUUAAACGGUCCAAUAGUGUGACCACAGCAGUUCAGGCAGAUUUGGAGCUGGAGGGGUUUCCUUCAACAGAUGACAAGAGUCUGCAAUUUGGCGGAUUCCAGCGGCACUCUGAACCUAGUACGCCCACACAGUACAGCGCAGUCCGGACCGUACGGACGCAGGGCCUGUUCAGCUACAAGGAAGAUUACCAGCCCUCCAGCGGACCGCCCAGUCCGCAGCCUGAACCCUGGCUGGUAGAACCCGCUCACGAAGCAGCUGAGUCCGGCCGCGUGUCGCCUCUUCGGCACGACGGCAGCUGGUUCACGCAGCUUCUGCACAGCGAGACCAAACGUCUGGAGGGAUGGUGCAAAGAUAUGGAACGGGAGGCGGAGGAGCAUGACUUGUCAGAAGAGAUUCUUGGGAAGAUCCGGAGUGCAGUAGGCAGCGCUCACCUCCUCAUGUCCCAAAAAUUCCAGCAGUUUUACUGGUUGUGUCAGCAAAAUCUGGACCCCAGUGCCAUUCCCCGGCCCACAGCUCAGGACCUGGCUGGGUUCUGGGAUCUCCUGCAUCUCUCCAUUGAUGAUGUCACUGCCAAGUUUGAUGAGCUUCUGCAAAUUAAGAGCAAUGAUUGGAGGAUAGUGGAGAGUCCAGAGAAGAAGGAAAGAAAAUGGACGCCUUCUGUUUCAAAAAGGCCUCCUAAAGGUCGCGGAGGGGUCAUGCGCGAGCGCUCCUUGGACCUGCAGGAUCGACAGAGGCAAGAGGCCCGGCGCAGACUGAUGGCUGCUAAACGGGCUGCGUCUUUCCGUCAGGACUCGGCAACAGAGCGGGCCGAAAGCAUAGAGAUCUACAUCCCAGAAGCCCAAACCCGUUUAUGAAACACACACAUCCAGCUACACCUUUCUCACACCAAUCCGCUUCACCGACAGGGUACAUCCAUUCUGCUCCAUGUCAAUGC